AAAAGGAAGGAAGAAGACCCUUACAACGACUUAGUUUGAAUUUUCCCGCCGAAAUGCCAGUUUCCCGAGAAAAUUCAUUUUGGGCGGUUCGGAAUCGGGCUCGCAGCUCUUGCCGCUACGCAGUCGCAGUCCUCUCCGACACCAGAGUGUGCAUUGCCGGUUACGUCCUCGUGCUCUUCAUCAUCUACACGAAACAACACUCCGAUCUCCCCUCCUACUCCGAUUCCGAUGCGCAUCGUCGCACGUUGCCGUUCUCCUCCGGCGUCUUCCACUCUCCGGAGGAGGCUUUCCGCUUCGACUACGAGAAGAUGGAGGAGGAGUUCAAGGUCUUCGUGUAUCCCGACGGAGAUCCUGAAACCUAUUUCCACACGCCGAGGAAACUCACCGGCAAAUACGCCAGCGAAGGCUACUUCUUCAAGAACAUCAGAGAGAGUCGAUUCUUCACCGAUGAUCCGCGCGAGCUCACCUCUUCUUCCUUCCUAUUUCUUGCCACAAAAUGCGAGGCAGAGUAUGUCCUCCUCUUCGAGAUUACGCAUUGCUUUAAUUUAAUUUAAUCAAUUAUUCCAACGCCGAUUUGCGAAUUCAUAAACUGUUUUGCGAGCGUAAGCUUCGAUAUGGCUCAACCAUAUCGAUUGUGUGAUGUA
This is a messenger RNA of Glycine soja, 644 nucleotides long. RefSeq lists its product as uncharacterized. Lineage: Eukaryota; Viridiplantae; Streptophyta; Magnoliopsida; Fabales; Fabaceae. Bases 54 to 554 code for a protein of 166 amino acids. The record is from RefSeq and is a predicted model, not a curated record. The transcript is spliced from 2 exons.